Molecule: messenger RNA, 2341 nt
Organism: Ctenopharyngodon idella (grass carp)
Lineage: Eukaryota; Metazoa; Chordata; Actinopteri; Cypriniformes; Xenocyprididae
Product: upstream stimulatory factor 2
Exons: 12
Coding region: 228-1268 (346 amino acids)
Biological process (GO): regulation of transcription by RNA polymerase II
Molecular function (GO): RNA polymerase II cis-regulatory region sequence-specific DNA binding; DNA-binding transcription factor activity, RNA polymerase II-specific; protein dimerization activity
Source: RefSeq, a predicted model, not a curated record
AAACGCAGGACUGGUAGAUUAUCUAGACCUCACUCAAUAUUAAACGACAUUAUAACAAUAAGUGGUGAGAGAAACGGAGCUUUCUAAGACUUAGAAAUUGAAUAUAUUGGCAAAAAGAUUCACUGAAGCGCUCGCUAAGGUCAUCUGCUGGUCACAAUCAAAAGUAAACACAGUGCACUUCUUUUUGUGUGUGUGUAAUAAUAUUUUGAUUAUAGUUGGUGGCAGUAAUGCUCCCAUUAAGCCCCACAAAAGAAGAAGAAGAAUCUCACAUGACUGGAGUGUUUGUUCCCGUGAUCAUCUGUGAGAGAGUCAGAGCACUGAUGGAUCAGCUGCAGCUCAACUCACUCUCUUCAGACAGGAAUAAGAAGUUUAUCUGCAGUCACAAAAAUCAAGAAAAGAAGGUUGUACAAAUAGCUGAAGGUGUGGUUCCUCAUCCUUUAGCUCGUGUGGAUGGCAACAUUCACUAUCAGUUUCACACAGAAAAUACUGGAGGACAGGUGACAUACCGAGUGAUUCCUGUCUCAGAUCAGCGACGGGAGGGUAGAGGUGAAGUCAGAGGGACGGUUAAUGUGGUUUCCGCAGCCAACCUCACUGGAUCCCAGCUGAGAGUAAUUCAAAACUCUUUCAGUGAUGGAGGCAGUCCUGCUGGAGAAGAUGACAGAGAGGAGGCACGAUGUGUGUAUUUCCCAGCAUCAUCUGUGAGCGAGGGAACAGCCACGGCCGUGUCCAUGCAGACAUCAGCUGACCACGCAUUCACACAAACGGCAGGUCAAUUCUACGUGAUGAUGACUCCUUCAGAUGCUCUGCAUUCUGCCUCUCAGCGGACCAUAGCUCCACGCACACAAACAUACACUGUAGAUGAACUCGACACACAGCAGCAUGAAGCUUUUAACUGGAAAAUGGACAGUCCGCGCACCCCUAGAGAUGAGAGGAGAAGAGCACAACAUAAUGAAGUUGAAAGGCGGCGGCGAGACAAAAUCAACAACUGGAUUGUGACGCUGUCGAAAAUCAUCCCAGACUGUGGCAUAGAUGGUACCAAGACUGGAGCGAGUAAAGGUGGGAUCCUGUCAAAGGCGUGUGAUUACAUUGGAGAGCUGAAGCAGCAUAACCAGAGGCUGCAGGAGAGUUUGAGAGGAGCAGAGAGAGUGCAGAUGGACAAUGAGCUGCUCAGACAGCAGUUGGAGGAGCUCAAGAGCGAGAACAGCCUUCUUCGAGCACAGCUGGAGCAUCACGGCAUUGACAUGUUCUCAGUGGCUCCGGCACAAUGAGCUCCAGACAUUCCGGGAAAGAGAUUCUGGCCUUUCCAGAUGACAAAAGGCCUUCAGAGAAUGACAUGGGACUGAAGUGGGCCGAAUGACAUAUGCUGGCUUGUGCGCCGUCUGUGCUGACUGAGUCGAGAGUCUCUCUCAGUGACUGAAUGCUCUUCUUGUCUGAUACAGUGAAGCCAGACUUGCCGCAGUGGAGGUCAGAGGUCAAGAAGUUUUUAUUAGUGCCGACACCAGGACCCUACGAUCCUGAAAGCAGCUAUUUAUUCAUUCUGACUAACUCCGGACUAAACAGUGGAAUACAGUUUUAGUUUUCUCUGCCUUAUAAAACACCCCAGACAUUUUCCUUUUGCUAAUUUUCCAGCUUUGUUGCUUUCAAUUUUGUCUUCGUGCUUUUUCUUGAAGUAUUAGUUGUUUGUUCAGUGCCUCGUUUAAUUUAAAAUUCUCCCAGAGAAAAUCUGCCGCUUUGUGGUGUUUCAGAAGGUCGUUACGGGAUGAAUGAAGCCGUGAUGAAAUGUCAUUAGCGGUUCCAGUUAAAUUUAGUGUUAAAAUCGGAACAAAAGCACCUGCUCGUACGAGUCCCUCUAAAAGAAAGCUCUGAUGCAAGAAAAUGAGCUCCGUCUGGGAUUAUUAGCUUCUUAUCUCGGAAGUUCGGAAAGCAUCACCUAAUCUAAGAAGCAAAUGAGAAAAUAUUCACAAAGCUAUCGAGUUUGCUUUGUAGCUAAAUGCUGGACAUCUCAGGACUGAAAAAACGUCUGUUACUGUGUGUUAAGAGUUUUAUUCUGUUAACUUAACCUAAUCAUCGGGUCCAUGAUGGACCGUCUUAAGAAGGCCUAUUUGCAAUCCACAAAUGUUACAAAUAGCCACUUUGCUCUUAGUUUACUUGCUUGAAAGUGGCUGAACUUUUUGUGUCAUAUUUAUAUAAACCAAUUUAACUCAUUUCCUGUUAUUUUCCUCAUGGUCCAAGUCAUUAUUCACUCAUUAACCAGAGCUCAGAUGGCAAGAGACGUGCAAACCGAUGAUUUGAUGUGAUGCAUUUAAAGGUUCCUGUAAAUACAACUUUUUUAGACUUGGAA